Messenger RNA from Metarhizium album ARSEF 1941, 3237 nucleotides. Its product is annotated as acid trehalase. Bases 1 to 3237 code for a protein of 1078 amino acids. Gene Ontology annotation, molecular function: alpha,alpha-trehalase activity; carbohydrate binding. The record is from RefSeq and is a predicted model, not a curated record. Lineage: Eukaryota; Fungi; Ascomycota; Sordariomycetes; Hypocreales; Clavicipitaceae. Gene Ontology annotation, biological process: trehalose catabolic process. Gene Ontology annotation, cellular component: fungal-type cell wall. The transcript has 3 exons.
AUGACAUCUGACACGGCUCGACAGCCCUCCAAGGCGGCCGUCGUCGUCGCCGCGACGCUGAGUCUUGGUCGCGUGGCCCAGGCCGUCGCGAAUCCGGACCGCGUCGCCCGCUGUCUGGCGCGGUACAAGUACAGCGGGCUGGACGGCGGCCGUCACCGCACGUGGGCGUACGAGUACGAGACCGACUUCCCAGGCGUCACGUGGGACGACGCCGACUGGCUGCUCAGCACCACGACGCUGGAACAGGGCCGCUUCCAGUCCAGGGGCUCCGUCGCCAACGGCUACCUUGGCAUCAGCGUCGCCAGCGUCGGCCCCUUCUUCGAGCUCGACUCCGACGACAAGGGCGGCGAUGUCAUCAACGGCUGGCCGCUCUUCUCCAGGCGCCAGUCCUUUGCCACCGUCGCCGGUUUCUGGAACGCCCAGCCCGACACCAACGGCACCAACUUCGGCUGGCUGCUGCAGUACGGACAUGAGAGCGUCAUCAGCGGCCUGCCGCACUGGAGCGGCCUCGUGCUCGAUCUCGGCGGCGGCGUCUACCUCGACUCGACCGUCGAUGGCACCACCAUCACCAACUUCCGCUCCACCUACGACUUCAAGGCCGGCGUGCUCAGCUGGUCGUACACGUGGUCUCCGUCGGGCGGCAACCGCGGCUCCUACGACAUCCGCUACCUCAUGUUCGCGCACAAGCUGCACAUCAACCAGGCUGUCGUGGACCUCGAGAUCGUCCCGUCGGUCGACGCCAACGCAACCGUCGUGAACGUGCUCGACGGCUAUUCCGCCGUCCGCACCGACUUUGUCCAGUCUGGCGAGGACGCCGGCGCCAUCUACUCGGCGGUUCGCCCCACCGGCAUCGCCAACGUCACGGCCUACAUCUACGCCAACCUGACGGGCUCCGACCACGUCGGCCUGGGCGGCAAGACCCUCGUGGCGGACAAGCCGUACGUGCGCAGCAACGACUCCUCCAUCGCCCAGGCCGUGCCCGUCCGCUUCUCCGCCGGCAAGGCCGUGAGGGUGACCAAGUACGUCGGCGCAGCGUCCGGCGACGCCUUUGACGACCCCCGCGACGUCGCCAGGAGGGCGGCGUCGUCGGCCUCGUCGCGGGGCUUCGACAAGUCUCUGCGCUCCCACGUCGAGGAGUGGAACGACGUCAUGCCCGACGAUUCCGUCGACAGCUACGCCGACCCCGGCAACGGCACCCUGCCCCGCGACAGCUACAUCAUCGACUCGGCCAUCGUCUCGGUUGCCAACACGUACUAUCUGCUGCAGAGCACCGUCGGCCCAAACGCCCAGGACCUGGUCGGCGACGCCCCCGUCAACGUCGACAGCAUUCCCGUCGGAGGCCUGGUCUCGGACUCGUACGCCGGGCUCAUCUUCUGGGAUGCCGACCUGUUUAUGCAGCCCGGGCUCGUCGCGUCGCACCCCCGGUCGGCCGAGCGCAUCACCAACUACCGCGUCAGCAAGUACGGCCAGGCCAAGGCGAACGCCCAGACGAGCCACGCCGGCUCCCAGAACAAGACCGUCUUCUCCAAAGACGCCGCCGCCUUUCCUUGGACCAGCGGCCGUUUCGGCAACUGCACCGCCACCGGCCCGUGCUGGGAUUACCAGUAUCACCUCAACGGAGACGUGGGCAUAUCCUUUGUCAACCAACUCGUCGCCACGGGCGACACUGCCUACUUCAAAAACACCUUGUUUCCCGUCUACGAUUCCAUCGCAACCUUCUUUUCGAACCUCCUUGCUCCGAAUGGCACGUCUUGGACUGUCAAGAACAUGACGGACCCCGACGAAUACGCAAACCACGUCGACGCGGGCGGCUACACGAUGCCCCUGAUUGCCGAAACGCUGCAGACGGCCAACACGUUUCGCGCGCAAUUCGGCCAGGAGAGAAACGCAACCUGGGAUUCCAUGGCUGCAAACGUGCUGUUCCUCCGCGAAAACGACGUCACCCUCGAGUUCACCACGAUGAACGGAAGCGCCGUGGUGAAGCAGGCCGACGUCAUAUUGGACACGUUCCCGCUGUCCUACACGGCCAACUACACCGCCCAAGAAUCGCUGAGCGACCUGGACUAUUCGCCAGACGGGCCCGCCAUGACGUGGGCAUUCUUCUCCAUCAUCGCCAACGACAUCUCGCCCUCGGGCUGCUCGGCCUACACCUACUCGCAGUACUCGUACAAGCCGUAUGCUCGCGCACCCUUCUACCAGCUCUCGGAGCAGCUGAUUGACAAUGCCACCACCAACGGCGGAACCCAUCCGGCCUUCCCCUUCCUCACCGGUCACGGCGGCGCAAACCAGGUCGGCAUAUUUGGCUAUCUCGGCUUGCGCCUGCUGCCCGACGACGCCCUUCACAUCAACCCCAACCUGCCUCCGCAGAUCUCGCACCUCACCUACCGGACCUUUUACUGGCGCGGCUGGCCACUCAGCGCCUCAUCCAACGCAACACACACGACGGUACGGCGAGCCCGGCACGUCCGGCCGCUGGCCUCGGCGGACCCGCGCUUCGCCAACAAGACCAUUGCCGUCCACGUCGGCGCCGAGGGCAGCGCGAGCACGCACGACCUGCCCCCGGACGGCACGGCCGUCGUGCCAAACCGAAACAUCGGCCGAGUAAACACCACCCCCGGCAACCUCCUCCAGUGCAAAUCCGCCGCGUCGCCCGACAGAUACCGGCCCGGCCAGUUCCCGAUCGCGGCCAACGACGGCGCCACGUCUACAAAGUGGCAGCCCUGGUACGCCGCCAACCUCAGCUCCGUCACCGUCAUGCUCGCGCCGGACGACGUCGGCGCCAUGGUGUCGCGGCUGCACUUCAACUGGGCCCAGGCGCCGCCCGUAAACGCCACCGUCGUCUUUCACAACUCUACCCUCGGCAGCCUCGAGGGCGUCGACCCGGCGGCUGCGACCACCGAGUCCACCGCCAACUACACAGUCGUGGCGCACCUGGCAGGCGUCGAGCUGUCCAAGCCGUACAGCGCCCAGUCCACCAACCUGGACGUCAUUGCCAUUCCGGUCGGCAACACCACCAACGUCACCCUCAGCGAGCCCGUCCCGGCCGCCCGGUACGCGACGCUGCUGAUCACCGGAAACCAAGCCCUCGGCCGGGUCGACAUUGACGCCAAGAAUGGAACCGGCGCCACCGUGGCAGAAUGGGCCGUCAUUGUCGACGCUGGACAAUCUGGCCCAGCGAAGCCGCCGAGCGGCCUUGGCUGGCGCCGAGGAGCCAUGCUCAGAGGCAAACGCUUCUGA